AUGUCUCACUUAUUUCCUAGUGCGAAGGGUGACCAGUUGUGCCCCCUGGGUUUUCAUCCCCAAGUACGUUGGCCUACCCGUUGCAAACGUUGCUUUCGCGACUACAAAGAGCAUGGCAAUAAACGAAAUGGAGAAGAUAUCGCAGCAUCGACACCGAUCCUGCAUGGCUCAUCCCAAUCGCGGUAAGUACCGUUAACUUAAUUGACUCUAUUCGAUCGUUGAUUCAAUUAAUUUUGCAGCCGCGAUGGUGGUAGCAGCACGAGCCUGGAUAAUCCGGUGCGAAGCUGGACUUCAACACAAAACUUGUAUGUGCCCGGUAACGACAGACCACCCGGGAUACCACAAAGACCUGCUUCGUGGGCAUCAACGCCAGAUUUGGACAAUAUUUUGCAAAAUGUGAAAGCCGAUUUCACAGUUAACCUGACGAUACCGCGACGGAGGCACACUACUACAUUCGAAAAUCUCGAAGACCUGGAAACCACGGUUACUCUCAAAAGACCACCUCUUCCACCAAUUUUAAAAGUGGAAGCUAAAAAAGAUGAUACUGCAAAAGAGUUAGAAAAGGCAGAAGAUCAAGGAAUCAUCAUAGAAAAAGGAGACUCUCUAGCGGAACGAGUUCGCAAGAUGAAUUUGAUCAAACGACAAGGUAGUUCGGAACGAGAUAGUCGGGAACGAUCGGUGCCACGAAAAGAGGAAAAUGAACCGGCACCAAUAACGAAAAUUGCAUUAAAACCAACGAAAGAAGUAGAACCGGAAAAAGUUGAACGAAAACGUCGUAUUAAACCCAUUCCAGAAACGCCUGCUCAAGAAUCUGUGAGUAAACCACAAUUAACAUUGAGCAGAACGACAAUUACAUCUACGAAACCUCUAAUAAGUACUAAUACAAUGGCAAGUAUAAAGGAGAAACAGGCUGCAAAACCAUCCACCAGCUCAGACUCACCAAAGGAUUCCACAAAGAUUAUUAGGCGUAGACGUGUCGACACAGGUCCCUUUGAGUCUCCAUCAAAACCAGCCACUACUCCAGUUCUUCCAGUUAUACCACAAAUUUCGAAAAUUGGUCAAGAAUCAUUAAAUAACAGUAGCGAUGACGUCAAAUUCUUAAUCUCGAUUAAAGAUAAUAAGUCAAAGUUAGAUGAGGAUCUUCAUUCGAUCACUACGGAAACAACAGAAACCACAAUUGUUGAUCACAGUGAUAAUCGUGAACUUCAAGAGGAAAUAGAAAGCUUGAGGCGAGAGCUUGAGACUGUGAAAGCACGUUGUGAUCGUGCGGAACGAGAAAAAAGUGAUAUACUACUGCGACGGUUAGCUUCUAUGGACACAGGGUCUAACAGAACAGCCGCUUCUGAAGCACUAAAAUUGCAACAGAAAGUAAACGAGCAGAAACAGUUGAUUGAAGAUCUUCAAGACGAGAAAAAAUUUCUUUCUACAAAGGUCAAAGAGAUAGAGUCUGACAUGAAGGUUCGAGGUGUGAAAAAUGUUGAAGAACAGUUGAGACAGAAAUUGGAACAGGCUGAAACUUUAUGUGAGGAAUUAAUGGAUGAGAAUGAAGAAAUAAAGCGCGAACUGCGGAAUAUGGAGACAGAAAUCGAAGAGAUGCACGACAAUUUCCGAGAAGAUCAAGCAGAUGAGUAUGCUUCAUUGAAAAAAGAACUAGACCAAACUACGAAGAACUGUCGGAUACUUUCUUUCAAACUUAAAAAAUCGGAUCGUAAAAUUGAACAGCUAGAAUCAGAGAAAGCGGCGCUUGGUGCCAAUACGGAUCUUGCCGUUAAAGUGAAACAGUUGGAAGACGAACUGAAAAUCGCAAAUGAAGUUUCUCGCCGCUUGCAGUCCGAACUAGAACAAAGCGAAUCGAAUCCAUCGACUCCUACUAAGAAAACACCAACAUUAGGCAAAAUAGGUAAAUCAACAUCCGCAGAUAAUAAGAUCUCUCGUGCGUCCCUAACCCGUGGGGGAUCUCAAGAAGAUCCCGUCCAGUUACUUCGCGAUCUGCAGGAUUCGCUUGAACGAGAAGCAGACCUGCGAGAGCAGUUGAAGUACGCCGAAGAGGAAGCUGAAAAUCUUCGGCGGAAAUCAUCAAGAGUUGAAGAUGACAAUGAAUCCCUGUUGAUGCAAUUGAAAAAGAUGGCUACGAAGGCGAGAACAAAAAGUUUCUUUAAUACAGGUAGAAAGCUCAGUCCCAGUCCACCAAACCGAAGGCUAGGUGCGGAAACACCAGUAGAUAAAGACGAGGGAAUCUCCGAUGAAGAUGAUCCUGCCGAACUGCGAUUGCAGCUAGAGUUGAAUGAGCAAGAAACAGCAGUGCUUCGCCGUAAAAUAGAGGAAUUAGAAGUGGAAAACAAACGCAACCGAGAACACGUGAAAGAGCUUCAAGAAAGUUUGAUAUCCAAAACAAAAGAAAUGGAUAAGCAAAACAAGUUCCCGUCGUUACUAAGCUCAAAAGGUAAAGAUCCUCUGGAUGCCAAGAAAAUCAAAGUUAUGGAGGAUGAGAUAAGCGAGCUAAGAAAAAAAAUUAUCGAAAAAGAUCGUGAAGUGGAACGGGUUCAGUCUGAGCUGAGCCUUAGUAAGACAAAGGGUGGAAAAGCAUUGGCUAAAGCAAAACCAUUGGAUGCAGCAACGGAUCAGCAGAUUGUGGACCUCAAGCGACAACUGCAAGUAGUCGAACAAGAAGCAAAUGUAUUGCGGCAGAAAACUCAAGCUUUAGAGCAAGAAAAUGAAAAAUACGUAACAGAAAUGAAGCAAAUACAGAGCAAAACAGAAAACGAAUCAGCAACAACUAAGAAAUUAAACACCACUAUACAGGAUUUGCAAAAGGAAAAAACUGAGCUUGAGAGCAAAUUGAAACGAAUUAUAGACCAAGCAUCCACCGGGCUACCUUCCAGGACACCAAAAUUACCUACGGAUAUGCAUACUAAGUUACAACUAAAGAGAAUGGUUGACGAUUGCGAGACUGAAAUUGCUGAGUUGCGUGCUGUUGUUAGUCGAUCGGGAGCGAUGAGCAUAUCCUCAUUGGAGAAUGAGAAAAAACAAUUACAAAAACAAUUGGACGAAUCGAAGGAGCAAAGGAUGAAACUGGAAGCUGAAAUAAAGAAACUUGCGGCUCCAAAAGUGUCAGCAGAGUUGCAGGCGAUUAAGCUAAGCGAAGCCCAGCGAACAGUUCAGAAAUUAGAAGAUGAAAACAGUAAGCAGAACGAUAAAAUCAAAAAUCUGGAAGAGAAGAUAGGAAAAAUUACUACGACCAUGAAAACAACUGAAUCGAGUAAAACUCAACUAGAAUCACAAUUAAAAUUAGAGAGGGACAGAAAUGUAACUGCAGAAAAGGACAUUGAAAAACUUCGGAAGGAAAAGAGAGAAAUUGAAAAUAAGAUUGAAGAGUUAAAGGAUGAUUGGGUUCAAGAACAACAAAAAGCAAAAACUGCCAAAGAAAAUUUAGAAAGACAGCUUGAAAUUUUGAAAAGGCAAUCGUCGUCACCUGAUCCUUCAGCAGCGAAGAUUAGAGAGCUUAGCCAGAAGAAUGAUGAUCUUAUGAUGAAAUUGGAAGAGGAAUGCAAAAAAAAUCAGAAACUUUUAGCUAAGCAUGAGGCACAGGAGCAAGAACACGUAUUGCUGAAAGCCCAAACUGAAACAGACAAAGAGAAACUCCAAGAGUUGGACAUGCUCAGAAGAAAGCUUCAACAAGCAGAUACCAUUGAAACACGCUUAGUGAAGGAAAACACUAAUCUCAGCCGAAGAUUGGUAGAAAUGCAAAAGAAUAUUGCUGAAUUGGAAAGUAACGUAGAAAGUAGAUGCGUUGGUUUGGAGCUCGAAAAGAACCGACUUAAAAGUACUCUGGAGGAUAAACAGCGAGAAUAUGAACAACUACUAAAUGAAAACGAGAUGAAUGGAUAUCAAGUAUCUCAGAUGAGAAAAGACAACGAUGAUCUUAGGAGUAAGUUAGACGACUAUGAGAGAAUAAACAAAGCUCAGCGAACAUUAAGUGAACAUAAUUCGCACUUGGAACAGGAACUGAAAAAACUUCACAUCCAAUUAGAAACUGCAGAAAUGAAUGUGAAAUCUGAGGUUGCGGCCACUCGCUUACGCUAUGAACAACAAGUGACCAAUCUUCAUAACGAAUUAACUGGCUUACAACGGCAGUGCGAGAGAUUUAAGCGGGAUCGCGAUACGUUUAAGCAACUGGUUGAAGCAGCUCAAAAACAAAUUGGCGAUAUGAAAGCCAAUCGACGCAGUUUGGCAUCGGUGACGAGCAGCAGUGAUGAUGAUGACAAAUCUAAAAUCGUCGCCCUGGAGCAACAAAUUGGUUGCUUGGAAGAUGAGCUCAGCGAAGCGCGAUUGGAAGCAAGCAAAGUAAGAACGGAGCUCAUUUCUGAGCUUAGUGCUUCUGAGAUCAAGAUUUCUGAAAUGCAAUCCAAGAUUAAUGAGCUCGAGGAAGAAAAGAUCAUAAGUGGAGGUAAAAGCAAAGUCCCUGGAACAAAGACCAGGUUGGAGUUGUCAUGGCAAAAGGAGCGUGAAGACUUGCAACGAUUGGUACAGGAAACAUCAACUCUAGCCAGAGAUCUACGGCAGACGUUGUUUGAGGUGGAACGAGAGCGGGACAAGGAGAAGCUAGAGUCUCGUCGUAAAAUAGACCAAAUUAAAAAGACAACUGAGGAAGAAAUAGAUGAAGGUAGAAGAAAAGUAACGGAACUACAAAGUGACCUAUUAGAAUUGAGGGAUGCUCAUGCUAAACUGAGAACAGCUAACGAAAAACUUAGACGUGACCGAGAGCGGUACGAGCGUGAACGAGAAAGCACUGCCCGGCGACGCCUGGAAAUGGAAGGUGAUCGCAGAAUUGCAGCAGUGUUGCAAAGCGUCGAUGAGUUAAUCAGGAUGGCUCCUGGUAUUCCAAAGACUACUGACAAGCAAGACUCUACCAUAACCACGAGCACAGGAAAGACUAUCAGCGCAAAUGCCCCCAUUCCAACACCCCCAAUGCGUCAUAAGAGUCCUUCGCCUGGCCCAGGAGGAACCGCGUCACAGCCGAGAACGGUAACGUCAGUAUUAACAAGACUAGCCGAAGCAUCCGAGGACCUUAGACGCUACCAGAGAAUGUGUGAUGAGGAGAAAGAUAGAGAAAGAAUGCGUCGUGGUGGAAUGAGAAGGGCUGCUUCCCAGGAGAACGACGCUGUCGAAGGCCAUUCGGGUAGACCUGUUAUGAGAAGUUUGUAUAAGAAGAGUUUGUCGCUAGAUCAAUCUCUGCAAAAUGAACAACAAGGAGUAAGUUGACCAAUGAUAAUUUGAGAGCUCAGAGUUUUUAACGUUUUUUUUUUUUUGUUACAGCUUAUUUGGAAGGAAGGAGAUGAUAGUAUGUCUUCGUUGCAAUCUCUUGAUUCUGAAUAUGGGGCCAUGAUCCACAGAGAUUCCAGUAUGGAUUCUCGCCUGUCGGGAGGAUCAACACAAAGUGAUAUGCCAAGAAUGAGAAAGAAAAAACGGGGUCUGAUAGGAAAACUGCGUAGUCUAAGCCUUACUAGGAACAAGGGUAGUGAAAGUGAUUUUUCGAUUCAAGGAUCUGAUUCGGACCUAAGCAUUGCGGGUGAUAUUCGAUCUAGCAAAAGCAAUCUAAAGGGAAAGCUGUCCGGAAUGUUUAGACGAGCAGGAUCUGCGUCAAGAGCAGGAAGUAACGAUUCACUAGAUCGAGAAGUGCACAAACCGGUAGCAAUUCAAACAUUAGGAAAUGGUCCAACUGCGAUAGGACAUCCCCCAAUACCACGACCAGUGUCUGCCAGUACCCCACAUUUGUCUAGACAGGCUGGAAAACCGCCCACCCCGUCCAUGGUACCAGCGCAAAGGCGACGAGUGGCAGCUACAAAUCCAUCCCAACCAGGCCCACCUAAUUCCGGAACCCUACCAAGAUGA
Messenger RNA from Sabethes cyaneus, 5892 nucleotides. RefSeq lists its product as uncharacterized. NCBI's taxonomy places the organism in Eukaryota, Metazoa, Arthropoda, Insecta, Diptera, Culicidae. The record is from RefSeq and is a predicted model, not a curated record. The transcript is spliced from 15 exons.